AUGGGAAAUAAUUGCUCUUAUAAAUAAUAAACGAGCGAUAAAACUCAAUUUGAUUCACUAAAUUUGAAAAGCAAUUUGAAAGGAACAUCAAAAUCUAAAUCAGAUAGUUUAAUAAACAUAAGCCAGCUAACUUAAAUGGAAAUACCCAAUGCUAUGCUUCAGUCGCCUACUAAACCAUUCAUCCCUAAACAAAAUGAAAUUCGUUCAUUAGUUAGAGUUCCGUCUGAAGAAAGUCUAUUUUUGUCACAAUUAAAUGCAGAAAAAGUAAAUGAACAAGAAAAUAACUCUAUCUACCAAUAGUCGAAAAAAUCAAAACCUCUUAUGGUUCUGAAAUCUUCUCUUAAACGAAAAACAAAAUAGAAUCAAGCUUAAAGUCCUAACUUCUAAUCUCCUAGUCCAUAAGUGCAAUAAUAAAUAAAAUGCCGAUCGCAUUCUCCCUAUUAUUAAAGUUCAAAAGUUUAAAUCAAAACAAAAAAGAGCAUGGAAUAAACUAAAAAAGGAAAUCAAUAGUAAGAGAUGAAACUAAAAAGGAAAUAUUCGGAUGCUCCUAUUUAAAAAGAGAGAUCGCAAGUGAUGAGAAGAAAAAUUAGUGAUAUAUGUGAUGAUCACAAUUAUAUAAUAGGAGUUGAGAAUUAUAGUCCUACGAAACUAAGAACUUAUACUCCUACUUCAAUUUUAAAGAGAAAAGAUUCAGAUAUUGAGACUAACUCACCUAUGAAAAAACAAGUAAGAUUUAAAGAGCAAGGACUUAAUCGUAAGUUACAUUAUAACUGA
Paramecium octaurelia is the source of this 774-nucleotide messenger RNA. NCBI's taxonomy places the organism in Eukaryota, Ciliophora, Oligohymenophorea, Peniculida, Parameciidae. The record is from the annotation of a GenBank genome assembly.